AUGACCCAAGUCCGAGCACCAUCCUCCUCAGUAGACUCCUCAGGCCUCCUCCUACCUCCGACUCGUCGCACGACCACGCCAGACCGGCCUCGUAUCGUCGCCGUGGACGUUAUGCGGGGCAGGUCCUCUGUUCAGAUCGUCGAUGUGUGUGGCAAGACGGUGCCGAGUAUCGGCCAUGCUCCGUGGAAUGGCCUUCAUCUGGCUGAUAUCGUCAUGCCUGGAUUCAUAUUCAUCGACACUCUCACCCUCGGCUUGGACCUCUACACUUUCCGAGCCCCUGGUAUCCUCCAGCGCAUAGCUGUCUGCUAUGCAGCUGCUGUGCUCCUUAGAAAGCUAGUCAGCGAUCUUUCACCCAAUGAUACCGUCAAGGGUGCGCUGAAGAACAACAGUCGAGUAUUACUUAUGGGCUUGCUAUGUAUCAUCAUCAACUGGGCUAUAAUGCUCCUCGGACCUCAACCUGAGGGGUGCUCUAGAGGUUCCUUGACGCCUCAAUGUAACGUCGCUAGCAACAUCGACAGGAUGGUCUUUGGUCCUGAGCACAUGUACAGUCCUCUAUGGGAUCCGGAGGGCCUGCUCAGCACACUCCCUACCUUGGCAACCGUAGCCCUUGGCCUUGCUUGUGGGAAGUUUAUUCAGUCGAGACCCUCCCACACCGAGCUUCUACGGCUCGUCGGCUGUGGCCUACUCCUUGCCCUCUCCGGCAUGGCUCUUGGUAUUGUCAUUCCCGGAUAUACUCAAGCGCCCGUCAUGCUCACUUACGCCCUACUACAAUUGGGUCUUUGGAUGUGGAUCUGCAGAUGGCUUUCUAUGCGAGGGAUUUUUGUAACCAUCUAA
Messenger RNA from Perkinsus marinus ATCC 50983, 834 nucleotides. RefSeq lists its product as hypothetical. Lineage: Eukaryota; Perkinsozoa; Perkinsida; Perkinsidae. The transcript is spliced from 4 exons. The record is from RefSeq and is a predicted model, not a curated record. The coding region runs from base 1 to 834 and encodes 277 amino acids.